CGGAAUUUGGCAAUAUAAAUUAAGGAAACACUGAUUUAAAGAUCUGGCAACUUUGGAAAAAGGAAAUUAAAAAAAAAAAAAGAAAUCCUUGGACUGCUUUUCAUUGUAAUUUUGUGUAAAUAAAAUUGGGGUGUUUAUUUAGUAUUAAGUACUUUUAAGUGACUAAUUUUUAACAAUUAUAUUUAUAAUGUCAAAUAGUACAAUUGAAAGAAAAAUAAAGGGAUUAGAAGAACGCUUCGAAAAUGAAAUGCGUAUCCACAGAGAGGGUGGCAUCCACAAUCAAGGUGGACUUGGGGCUUCCAAACCCGGGAUCAGUCGAAGACCUAGGCCUCCUCCCAUUUUUCCCAACAAAGAAAUCCCAGCAUUUCCACCACGGUCACCGCAAGCUUCGGAGACUGAAAAUAGGAUGAGAGAAGUAUAUAAGGUUAGCGGCAAGUUGAAUGUAAACGGAAGGGAGUACAGGUCACUUGUUGACGACCUACAACAUUUGGGUGAGCUGGGCAGUGGAACUUGUGGCCAUGUUGUUAAAAUGUUGCACAAGCCUUCUAAUACAGUUAUAGCUGUCAAGCAAAUGCGUCGCUCCGGCAACUCUGAAGAAACGAAGCGUAUCCUAAUGGAUUUAGACGUGGUAGUGCGGUCCCAUGGGUGCCCUUACAUAGUGCGAUGCCUCGGCUGUUUCGUCACCGACUCGGACGUCUGGAUCUGUAUGGAGCUGAUGGCAUCCUGCUUCGACAAACUGCUGAAGCGAGUGGGGGCGCCCAUACCGGAAGCUAUACUGGGGAAGGUCACGGUUGCGACGGUGAAAGCGUUAUCUUACCUAAAGGACGAACACGGGGUUAUCCACCGCGAUGUUAAGCCUAGCAAUAUUUUACUGGACGAGUGCGGUAAUGUGAAGCUCUGCGACUUCGGCAUCAGCGGGCGACUGGUCGACUCUAAAGCGAAGACGAGGAGCGCCGGGUGCGCAGCUUAUAUGGCCCCGGAACGAAUCGACCCGCCAGACCCGACGCGGCCCGACUACGACAUACGCGCGGACGUCUGGUCUUUGGGCAUUUCGCUCGUGGAAUUGGCGACUGGAGUCUUCCCCUACAGAGACUGUCAGAACGACUUCGAAGUAUUAACCAGGGUAAUAGCAGAUGAUCCGCCACAGUUACCAGACACAACCGAUUUCUCGCCAGAAUUUAAAUCAUUUGUGUCACAAUGCCUCACAAAGAACUAUCGACACAGGCCGAAAUACGUGAAACUACUUGAGCAUCCGUUCGUAGUGAACUCUUCGCGGAACAACGUAUCAGUGGGCGCGUGGUACGCCUCGUUACCGAUGCCAGAGCAACCGCGACCUCAGCCCACUCAGACUUUGAGGAUAGAAGGAGGGAUAGCUACCCCACCAAUAGAAGCCCCGGUUACACCGCAGCCAGUGAGGAAUUUCGUUACCAGUGCGCAUUAUUGGACGCCCGAACAGGCAACUCCGACACCUGGCAGGGCGUUGUGGGCAGCGAGUGCGGGGUCAGGUGGCAGCAGUUCGCAGCCGGCCAGUCUGGAGGCAGACUUAUCCUCACACUCGCCUUACCCAAGGAGAAGAACGUUCGACACGUGCGCGUCGCCACCGCCACCAGUAAGACGGGUAUCAGCAGAUAGCAGGUGGAGGCCCUCACCGCAGAGUUCUGGCAACACCAGUCCCAUAGUGUUGCAACGUUUCUACCACCAAAGUCAGCAGCGACGGUCCCGCGCCGAUCUCCACGCGGCACCGCGACACAGAAGUUUGAGCCGUGAACACAGUACGGGACGGUCGCCGGAACCUCCGCCCAGAACGAGUCGACAGCAUCCGAUGUUGGGACACGACGCUCCACAUUCAAUAGUAGCCAAUGGUAGUGCAGAACUGGAGCCGCCCGCUUUACACGAGCGCCUACAUCCCGCCUCGCCGCUACUCAUUACCAACGACAAAAGUUGCGAAGGGCGCAGUCAAAGUUUAACUCGCGCGGAAUUGCGCAACGGAUUCCGUGCGGAACCGCCUCCACCCAGGCUUCACCACGACGACCAGGGCUGGCUGCACUCGCUGGCCGGGCUGGUGAAGCGCCGCCUGUCGCCCUACGUCAAGUGGCAUCACCUUGCAGCGCGCCGCGACUCACUCAACCACCACGAACACCAUUCUACGGCCCACCACGCGCAACUCAGGUGGGGCACCAGCGAGAGUUGGAGCGUGCCCGCCUCUCCGCUGCCUCCCCGCGCGCCCCCGCCGAGACCCACAGACUAGCGCGCCCUGCGACUCCACCUAGCGCCAUUCGUCACAUGCCAUCCCACUGUAGCUUCUUAGCUAUCAUAUGAAGCCUCCAAUCGUGACGCAAUCGCCUGCAGUCAUGACGCGUUAGUUUUGAGUCAUGACGCAUUCGCCUGCAGUCAUGUCGCAUUAAAUUUGAGUCAUGACGCAUACGCCCGCAACUGUGUGAAUAAUCAUUGUUAUCGUGUUUGAACUGCAUGGUGAGACCUAAGGAGUGUUAUACAUGUAACCGGGUCAGCAGUUAUGCCUCAACAAAGUUUUGUUUGUCUGGUUCGCGCGAUCAAUUUUUAUCGCAUUUGAAUACGUAUUUUUUUCCCAGUAUGAUGACUUAAACCCACAAAAUAUUAUUAAUAAUGCCAAUUAGGCAUCGGUGACCGAUUUAUCUAGAUUCAACCCAUCUUUGAAUCAAAUACCUAGCCGUAGUAUAUUAAAGCUUUAGGUCAGUUUUACCGUUCAAGGAAAUAAAAACUGUCGACUCGCUUAUAUUUAUAGCGCGCUUAACAGCGAAUCAUAUUGUAAUGUAUGAUGUGUGGCGUGUUCAUCCGCCAUUUCAUUAACUAACACGACAAUACGGAAAAGAUGCGACAGGCAAUCAUAUUGUGAAGAGAACCAAACGAGUGCAGAGUGAGCUUCGCGAAAUCAUGAGAUUCGUUCAUCGGGGGAAAUGGCGCUAUAUUGAAAACCCCAUCGUUUUAGGAAAAAGUAUAUUUAAUAGAAAUAUAAUUGAUUCGGUGCACGAGUUAAAUUAAAACACCAACAGAAGCCAUACAUAAUUAUGUAUAUGUCAUCUCGCCAUAUUACAAAAUAAGUUAGCACAGGCACCCGAGGUUUUUUAUACGCUACGUUUAGCGAUGAUUAUAUUAUUAAUUUGAGUCCUAGUUCUAAGGCUAAUUUAUCUGAAGAUUCUCUUGUAUUUUAUACAAUCAC
Molecule: messenger RNA, 3199 nt
Organism: Chilo suppressalis (striped riceborer)
Lineage: Eukaryota; Metazoa; Arthropoda; Insecta; Lepidoptera; Crambidae
Source: the annotation of a GenBank genome assembly